Messenger RNA from Culex quinquefasciatus (southern house mosquito), 3158 nucleotides. It is a transcript of the gene lft, whose product is annotated as protein limb expression 1 homolog. The coding region runs from base 1538 to 2335 and encodes 265 amino acids. The record is from RefSeq and is a predicted model, not a curated record. Gene Ontology annotation, biological process: autophagosome maturation. Gene Ontology annotation, cellular component: cytoplasm. Lineage: Eukaryota; Metazoa; Arthropoda; Insecta; Diptera; Culicidae. The transcript is spliced from 6 exons.
UGGCGUAUUGACGUGUAAGGCCAUUCCGUGUGUGUCUUUUUUUUUAUUUUCCCAUUUGUGUCUCCCUUUUGCCGUCUUUUUGUGUGGUGCCGUUGUUCAGCUUUUGUGCCCGAACCGAACAGAAAUUAGUGAAACGAAGAUGAAUUGAAAAGUGCGACUUUUACGAAUGGCCUCGGGAAAGGGUUGAACCGAUUUCUACGCGUGUGAACUUCGUAUGUGACACGGUCUCGAACAUUCGUGAGCUCGUGCGUGCGCAUUUGUCUCUUUGUACGAAUAUAUUGCUGGUAUAUGUUUGUGUAUGUGUGUGAUUGCGUUAAGAACGUGUCCAACUUCGCUUAAAAAGGUUCCCGCAAGAGGAAGAGAACAAGAAAUUACCAUAAAGGAAGCCUCCCCGAGGGAGAGAAGCUUCCAGCUUCCAGUAGUGUUCGCACAGUUGGGCCGUCGGGUUCGGAACAGGGGAUUAUCGAUUUCGGCCAACGAGAAGCCGAAGAGACUUGAACGCCAGCGAACCGACAGCGAACCUCUCGCUGCCAAAGUCGUUCGAAGUGACUAAGCCGCGCUGCUGGAGCCAAGGCAAAGAAGAGUGCAGAAGAGUUGCGACAAAGGGACAGAGUGCGACAAGAACCUCUCCAGCCAAGUGAGUGAGUGGUGUGUCCGCGGAAGCUGUGUGCAACCGGAGAGAGGGGAUGAGACAGAGAGAGCCGUUUGCGGUGCUCCUCUCCUCGUGUGAUGAUUUACCCGGAAAGCGUUAAUCUUCUGAAUGAACCAUUGAAGGAGAAGGUGGAGAGGCCAAACGAAGAAGGUGGUGAAGACGAAGACGAGUUGAGUCAGACGAAGAAGCCAGACGAGGGCUCGAGGGAUGAGGUAACCAACACUAGUGUGCCUCCACGAAGAAAAAGAAGACAACAACGGCAAACGGUUGCUGAUGGUCAACGGCAGCAGCGCUUCAACUACUUUUGUUGAGCUAUUAAACAAAACAAAAAAAAACACAACAACUCAGCAGUGGCUGACUGACCCGAACCCCCCUUCGAACUCGAAACGACGACGACGACGACGGUGGCGGUGAAAUUUGAGAACUCGAGAUUGGCCCUCUCGCGGUGGUGGUGAAUCUUCGGGGGCCAACUCUUCUCCGCGGGAGCAUCGUGUGGUAGCACAGCAGCGCAUUAUCAAAACAAAAGUUAAAUAAAACAGAGUAGGAAAAAAAAGAGUCCAGAGAGAAAGAGCAAUCGAGGAGAAAAGAUCAGGAAGCGAACGGAAAAGCAAUAAACAAAGAAGGCAAACCUUUAAAGUAGGGGCAGCGCACAUUGCCUCACAAUAAACAUACAUACAUACAUUCACACACACAGACUAGUUUUGAGAGACGUCUUGUGGUGUGUGGUAGUGAUUCAUCUUGUGGUAAAACUCGUAAAACUGUGUGUCGUGAACUCGCCAAAAUUAGCGUACGGCUUACGUUUUUUCUCUCGUCUGCCGAGGUGGAUAGUGUGUGACGGAGGAACACUUCCGGAAAGGGCGAACACACACACACGCUGCCUUCAAUAUGAUGGUCUACUCGGAAGAACCCAUCUGGCCGAUACCGCACAUUCCGGCGCUGUACGACGACGGAGAUUACGGUGUCAAUGUCGUCGAGGCGCUGCAAGAGUUCUGGCAGAUGAAGGCAGCGCGGGGAGCCGACCUGAAGAAUGGCGCCCUUGUGAUAUACGAAUCGAUCCCGUCCACGAGUCAACCGUACGUCUGCUACGUCACCUUGCCCGGCGGCAGCUGUUUCGGAAGUUUUCAGAAUUGUCCCACUAAAGCCGAAGCCCGACGAUCAUCCGCCAAGAUAGCUUUAAUGAAUUCCGUAUUCAACGAGCAUCCGUCCCGCCGGAUCAGCGAUGACUUCAUCGAGAAGGCGGUCCUGGAGGCGCGGGCGUCCUUCAAGGGGGAAAACACAGAAGAGGACGGACCGGACACGGGAAUCGGUGCCUUCAGGUUCAUGCUGGAAACCAACAAAGGACGAACGAUGCUCGAGUUCCAGGAGCUGAUGACCGUCUUCCAGUUGCUCCACUGGAACGGUUCGCUCAAGGCUAUGCGCGAGAGGCAAUGUUCCCGGCAGGAGGUGGUCGCACACUACUCGAACCGCUCGUUGGACGACGAAAUGCGCCAGCAGAUGGCGCUGGACUGGAUCGAGCGUGAAAACGAAAACCCCGGACUGCUGAGUAGGGAGCUGGCGAUCGCCGAAAGAGAACUAGAGACUGCUCGGCUGGCAGGACGAGAACUGCGGUUCCCCAAGGAGAAGAAGGACAUCCUCCAGAUGGCGCACAACCAGCUCAACGUUGGCAGCAAUAUCAACAGUUGAACAGCAGGGCACGUGGUGUUUUUGAGUAGACAUUAGUUGAUGUAGGAUCAAAAUUCGAUUAAGAUAUUUGUAUUCCAAGAAGUGCAUCUUUUGCUAUGAUUGCUCUUUGUAUAACAAUGACAUUGGUCUCGUGCUUGCUUUUUGGAAUCAUAAAAUGUGAAAAUUCCUUAUUAAUUUAACGGAUUUGUUUUUAUGCAUUAAUGAUUACGUUUUUUGUUUGAUAUAUAGUUUUAUUGUAGAAGCAAACGAAGCAAGCAACAAGAUAACAUUUUCGAAUAACUUAUAAUCAAUAACGAUCAACCAGAACAUAAGCUCAAGUAAAUGUGAUUUUUAUUUCCAUACUUAUACGACAUAAAAGUAACAUUCCAUAGCCGGUAUAACUGUAAACAGCAUUUUUAAUUGGUGGUGGGGUUAAUUUGUUUACAAAUUGUCUACUUUUUAUGCUCUAAUCCUUUUUUUUAACCUAUCACUACUACUCGAUGCUUCAACUACAAUUAUAAUAGCAAACAAAAUCUACAAAAUAUUCCCAUCUAUAGUAAUGACAGCACAAGCAAUAGUUAAGAAUAGCAUAUAAUCGAGAAGGAAAAAUUAAUAAAACAAAAAUAAACACAUAGACAAUAGUACCAACCCAUACUAAUGUACAUACAAUAAGCGUCAGCCUGUUUGUUGAUCUGAACUGUUUCAUUACAGCUUUUUUUUACUUUACCUACCACAUAUCAAACCUGUAUCUUUUAGAAGAUUUUAAUAAGACACAACCAAGACACACAACCUGAGGAAAACUGUAAGAGCAAUGUUGCAUUCUUGAGGCAAAACAAUUUUUAUC